Messenger RNA from Suillus paluster, 1669 nucleotides. RefSeq lists its product as uncharacterized. The record is from RefSeq and is a predicted model, not a curated record. The transcript has 3 exons. Lineage: Eukaryota; Fungi; Basidiomycota; Agaricomycetes; Boletales; Suillaceae. Bases 8 to 1456 code for a protein of 482 amino acids.
ACGCACGAUGUCCCAUAAUCACCAAACACGUGUAGUAUGCGUUUCUGCAGGAGUCAAUGACCGUUUCAUUCAGCGUGAUCAGAUCGCAAAAGGUGGAGUUAGACAGGCACGACAUGCAAAAGGUCGAACGCAGGAGGCCUCGUGUUUGCCUCGGUUUCGGGCGCUGGCCGAGAGUGGCACAUGCACAUACACAUGCCAGACUCCUGACUUUAUCCUCGACAUCGACAAAGGAUUAUCUCAUCGGGGUACACCCAAAGCCCGUUGUCCAUCGCGGAAAAUGCGGUAUCGACCGUCAGAUAGCGAUUCAUCUCAUGACAUUAUAGCCGUCAAAGCCCCCGUGGCUCGCAAACACAGACAUCCCCGAGCACCAACGACAGUGCAGAUCGUGGAUGAUGACUUUGACGCUGUGACCCAUGACGACUUUGAGACUGCAUCGGAGAAGCGGGGGUAUGAUGGCGUCACGCAGGUGCAUGUCCACAAGGAUGAGGUGCUUAAUGGGGCCGCACGAUAUAGCGGCGUGUAUGGAGAGUGGGCAGAGAGACAUGAGGUUAACCAUCGGCAGGCUCCUGAUCUGCAACAGGAUGAAUACCUUUAUGCCGAAGAACUUGCGAGGCGGAUGCUUGAUGCGGGGCUCAAUGAUCAAGAAAGCGAACAUUCCUCGCAGAAGCAGCAACAACACAAUGGAAUCGUGCAGCGCCAUACGUCCGAGGCAAGAUCGGGAGACGUUGAACGUGGAGGGAAGGUCUCCAUGUGGAGGGAAGAUGUUGCGAGAAAUGAGAAGGAUGAAUUUGGGAACGUGGUCGGAAACAAGGGCGGUGAUACCGCCCAACGGAUCCAGCAGUGGCGAAGCAAAUCACCGCCAGCUUUACCCAGAGAUAUAGAGAACCUGAAGCAAGGUCUCAGAAGAAGCCGCUCGAGCGUUUCUCAGACAUAUCGCUCAGAGAGAUUGUACACACCUUCCGAUCUCAAUGCAAACUGGUCACCUCAGGUGAAGAAAGGAACCACGUCGAAACGCGACAAACGGGGUGGCCCCCCGAGCCCUACCCGUUCGGAACGGAUAUACACGAUGGCUGAGCUGAAAGCGCUAUCCAAGCAUGCUAGAACCUCACCAUUACAACCGCAGCCGACUACUUUUUUACAAGAACCACCACUGACAAGGAGUAGCAACAGCAACUCACCUCCACGCAGCGGUAAAAGCUGGCCUUCCCCACCCGUCAUGGGUGUACGUUCAACUUCCACGUCAUCGGUUGAAAUGGUGCUUGCGUCUUGCGAGCCAACGUUGCUUCACAUAGCGCCUGUACUUGCCGGUCUUGGUAUUCGGCGUGAAGAGCACCUACGGGCGUUCGCCCGAUUGCGAGAAGAGACGCGAGAUAGGGAGAUGAAGGAGGAGGUGUUGAAGAAAGGCGUGACUGUCCUUGAGUGGGCGAUUUUGAUGGACAAACUUCAGUCUUUCUGAUGCUUACUGGCAAAGAACCGGUUUACUUUGGAUAGCGUACGGUACAAUAUAUAGCGAUUCUUUCAUAUAGGUGGGUUCUGUGAAUAUUUGAUUGCAUUCGACCAUAGUCUCCCUGUAACAGGAUUUAACCAACAUUCGAAAUUACCGACAGGCGGACGUCACCGGACCGACAGCGUCACCCCCUCAUAUGGUACUCGGUCGUACAAGCGAGUU